GCCAGGAUGGAGUCUGUUGUGAAUCUAUACCACGAGUUGAUGAAGCAUGCCGAUCCUCGAAUCCAGAGCUAUCCUCUGAUGGGGUCUCCAUUGCUAAUGACCUCCAUCCUCCUGACCUAUGCAUACUUCGUUCUCUCACUUGGACCUCGCAUCAUGGCCAAUCGGAAGCCCUUCCAACUCCGUGGCUUUAUGAUUAUCUACAACUUUUCACUGGUGGCAUUCUCCUCCUACAUUGUCUAUGAGUUCCUGAUGUCUGGCUGGCUGAGUACAUACACCUGGCGCUGUGAUCCUGUGGACUACUCCAGUCACCCUGAAGCACUUAGGAUGGUUCGAGUAGCCUGGCUCUUCCUCUUUUCCAAGUUCAUUGAACUGAUAGACACGGUGAUUUUUAUUCUUCGAAAAAAAGAUGGGCAGGUGACCUUCCUACAUGUCUUCCAUCACUCAGUACUUCCUUGGAGCUGGUGGUGGGGUGUGAAGAUUGCCCCUGGAGGAAUGGGCUCUUUCCAUGCCAUGAUAAACUCUUCUGUACAUGUCAUCAUGUACCUGUACUACGGACUAUCUGCCCUUGGACCUGUGGCUCAGCCUUACCUUUGGUGGAAAAAGCACAUGACAGCCAUCCAGUUGAUCCAGUUUGUCCUGGUCUCACUGCACAUCUCCCAGUACUACUUCAUGCCCAGCUGUAAUUACCAGUUCCCAGUGAUAAUCCACCUCAUCUGGAUGUAUAGCACCAUCUUCUUUAUGCUGUUCUCCAAUUUCUGGUAUCAAUCUUACACCAAGGGCAAGCGGCUGCCUCGUGCACUUCAGCAAAACAAAGCUCCAGGCACUGCCAAGGCCAAGGCCAAUUGAGAAACACGGCCUAAGCAGGCGCCCACCUAAGUGCCUCAGGACUGCACCUUAGGCAGCAUCCAUCAGUGUCCUCCCACCUCCACCUGUGACCAGGGCUUAUAUGGUCAAGACUGAGUAGGGGACAGGCCCUCCCCUCCCCACAGCUGGUUCACAGAGACUACCGCCUCAUCCGCUUCUCCAGGCCAGCCCCAGGGAUGUGGCCUCAUUGCUCUUCAAAGCUGCUCCAGAGCUGGUGGCUAAAAGGGCUGGACACUUAACCCCCAUCUGCCUUAAAGUUGGGGGAGGAGCACUCAGGGCUGGCCCUCACCAGGGCCUUGUGGCCUUUCUUACACUGAAGAGGUCAGCAAUAAUCUGUCACUAUGGACCCAGGCUCCCUCCUUCUCCGCCCCUAAACCAAAGCAGGAGCUUCUUGGCCAAAGGUCAGGGUGGGUGAGGGACCUGGAAAUACAGCCUGUGGAGGCUGUUCACUCACUGUCUUAAUUAAAAGUGACAGAGGAAACCAC
This is a messenger RNA of Elephantulus edwardii (Cape elephant shrew), 1349 nucleotides long. It is a transcript of the gene ELOVL1, whose product is annotated as ELOVL fatty acid elongase 1. Gene Ontology annotation, molecular function: fatty acid elongase activity. Gene Ontology annotation, biological process: very long-chain fatty acid biosynthetic process; fatty acid elongation, saturated fatty acid; fatty acid elongation, polyunsaturated fatty acid. Gene Ontology annotation, cellular component: endoplasmic reticulum; endoplasmic reticulum membrane. Bases 7 to 846 code for a protein of 279 amino acids. The transcript is spliced from 7 exons. NCBI's taxonomy places the organism in Eukaryota, Metazoa, Chordata, Mammalia, Macroscelidea, Macroscelididae. The record is from RefSeq and is a predicted model, not a curated record.